Panicum virgatum (switchgrass) is the source of this 1082-nucleotide messenger RNA. Its product is annotated as calcium-transporting ATPase 2, plasma membrane-type-like. Gene Ontology annotation, cellular component: membrane; intracellular membrane-bounded organelle. The transcript is spliced from 6 exons. The coding region runs from base 124 to 1011 and encodes 295 amino acids. NCBI's taxonomy places the organism in Eukaryota, Viridiplantae, Streptophyta, Magnoliopsida, Poales, Poaceae. The record is from RefSeq and is a predicted model, not a curated record. Gene Ontology annotation, molecular function: P-type calcium transporter activity; ATP hydrolysis activity; ATP binding.
GGAAUUGAGCUAGAGUCGAGAUGGAGAGCUACCUCGAGGAGAACUUUGGGACGCGCAAGGCCAACCUCAGCAAGCGCUCCGAGCCGGCCGCCAUGAAGCGGACCAACCAGGAGAAGCUGCCUGAUGCUGUGCUUGAUUCAAAGGCUGAACCUCUGCUCAUCCAUGUGCACCCUUGUCAGGCGUCUUCGAACUAUACUCGAUGAAGUUGUUGCGGUGACUGGAGACGGGACAAACGAUGCAUCUGCUCUUUAUGAGGCUGAUAUUGGGCUGGCAAUGGGAAUCGCCGGAACUGAGGUUGCAAAAGUGAGUGCUGAUGCCAUUAUUCUCGACGACGACUUCACUAUUGACACCUUUGCAAAAUGGGGUCGAUCAGUGUAUAUCAACAUCCAGAAGUUUGUGCAGUUUCGGUUGACAGUCAAUGUCGUUGCUCUCGUUGUUAACUUCUCAUCAGCAUGCUUGACAGGGAGUGCUCCUCUUACUGCUGUGCAAUUGCUCUGGGGCAACAUGAUCAUGGACAGACUAGGAGCACUGGCAUUAGUAACAGAAUCCCCAAACAAUGAAUUGAUGAAGAGAGCUCCUGUUGGAAGGUUUGGAAACUUCAUCAGUAACAUUAUGUGGAGGAACAUCCUGGGACAGGCCUUCUACCAGUUCUUUGUAAUUUGGUAUCUUCAGACCCAAGGGAAGUGGCUGUUCGGAAUCGAAGGAGAGAGCUCCGAUCUAGUCUUGAACACACUCAUCUUCAAUUGCUUUGUAUUCUGCCAGGUAUUCAAUGCGGUUAGCUCAAGAGAGAUGGAGAGGAUAAACAUAUCUGAUGGAAUUCUGAACAACAACGUGUUCAUUGCCGUCCUCGGUAGCACCGUCAUCUUCCAGUUCACCAUCAUACAGUUUCUUGGCGAUUUUGCAAACACUACCCCUCUCUCAUUCAAGCAAUGGAUCGCCUGCAUUUUCAUCGGUUUCAUAGGCAUGCCUAUCGCUGCUAUUGUGAAGCUGAUUCCAGUUGAUUCUACGUAGGAAACUAGAACUAAUUUCAGUCAGAAAUUGAAUUUGGGCAGGGCUAUAGCCUGAUCAUGGCAAUGCAAUUU